UGUGUCUUCCCACGUGUCUGAACUGUUGCCUGCUCAUUUACAUUUCAACAGCUACAAGAAGCAGGGCUUCUUCUAGCUUUUACCACUUUUUUAAAAGCCAGUCAAACAGCUAGCCUCUUCAGAUCAGCCUAAUCCAUUCACCAUGUUCAUUUCUUUCAUCCUACUAUGGCUCUGUAUUUUUGUCUUCAUCCUCUGUCUCAAAUGUCAGAGACCAGAGAACUUUCCUCCAGGACCUCCUCCACUGCCAUUCCUGGGGAACCUGUUGGACCUCAGCCUAGACAACCCCAUGAAGGACUUUGAGAGGCUGAGGAAGUGCUAUGAAAACGUCUACACUCUGUUCAUUGCCAAACCAGCCAUAGUCAUCAAUGGGGUGCAGGCAAUGAAAGAGGCUAUGAUCACCAAGGCUGCUGAUUUUGCUGGACGACCCCAGGACAUCUUUGUCACUCACCUCACCCAGAACGGAGUAGUUCUGGCAGACUACGGCUCUAGUUGGAAGGAGCACCGUCGCUUCGCUCUGAUGACCAUGAGGAAUUUUGGUCUGGGGAAACAGUCCAUGGAGCAGAGGAUUCUGGGAGAGAUACAGUACACAAUAGAAACACUGGAAAAGAGCAUUGGUAAAACCUUGAGUCCUCAAGUUAUGUUUCAUAAUGCGGCUUCCAACAUCAUCUGCCAGAUUCUGUUUGGUACACGUUAUGACUAUGAUGACGACUUCAUCAAAGUGGUUGUUCAGUGCUUUAAAGAAAACUCCAAGAUAGCUAAUGGACCCUGGGCUAUGGCUGUGAUCCAUGAAGUCCAGAGGAUAGCCAACACUGUUCCUCUCAGCGUCUACCACUGUACAACUAAAGACACAGAGCUCAUGGGAUAUUCUUUACCAAGGGGAACACUGAUUAUCCAAAACCUGAAUUCAGUGCUGAAUGAGGAGGGACAGUGGAAAUCCCCUCAUGAAUUCAACCCUGAGAACUUCCUGAAUGACCAGGGAGAGUUUGAUAAACCAGAGGCCUUCAUGCCUUUCUCUGCAGGUUCUCGCAUGUGUCUUGGAGAGGGUCUGGCCCGUAUGGAGCUCUUUCUCAUUAUGGUGACUCUUCUGAGGAAUUUCCAGUUCGUUUGGCCUGAGGACGCAGGACAGCCAGACUACACACCUGUCUAUGGGGUCACUCUGUCUCCCAAACCUUACCGCAUGAAGGUCCAACUCAGGGCCACAUGGUAGAACUGUAGUAACACACGAGAAACAAUGAAGAUGGAUCCAAACCUGGACACAAGUGGCCAGUAACUCACGAUAACACAAUAAAUACAACGCGAAGAACAUUUUUUAAAUAUUAAAACUAUAUGCAGAAUAUGUAAUUUUAUAUACUGGUCUGUGUGUGUGUGUGUGGUGUGCAGGGUUUGAUAUCAUCUCUGUAAACAGCCUGUGUGGAAUUUCACAGCGUUUCCUUUGCAAAAUUGUCACACCUAACCUCAUAUCCUGUCAUCCAUCUCCCAAAAUAGAUGUUCAGCACAUCUUGGACCUCUAUUUAUAGAGACUAUCUGCACACAGUGUUAGAGAAUUUAACAUACUGGUUUAGUAAAACUUUUUUAUUGUGGAUUAUAAAGAGACUAAUAAUAAACUCAGAAGCUACAAUUUAAGAAUGUUUUUUCCAAACUUAGUACAAACAACAUACUUUAUGUUGUCCAUGUCCAUCUCAGAAAGAAAAGGCAACAUCUGGUUAAUGGCCCCAUCAAGUGGACAGAAGUGGGAACUACACUUAAUAAAGUUUCAUUUUUGAACAUGUGAAGUGUGGCACAGUUUCACAUGGGGAAAAAAUGUCUUAAGCUAAAUAAAUGAGUUUUGAUAUAGUGGGCUAUUCUACUUUAUCAGAUUAGUUGGAUUGGAUGUGGAUGUGUGUGAUAUAUGAGUAUAUAGAUUAAAUAUAUGCUUUGUCUUGCAUAAUAAUACACAUCUAUAAAUGAUACCCCUGAUACCAUAUCAUGUGACUUUAAGCAAUACUUUCAAAUGUUUUUAAA
This is a messenger RNA of Thunnus maccoyii (southern bluefin tuna), 2001 nucleotides long. Its product is annotated as cytochrome P450 2D3-like. The record is from RefSeq and is a predicted model, not a curated record. Gene Ontology annotation, cellular component: intracellular membrane-bounded organelle; cytoplasm. Gene Ontology annotation, molecular function: iron ion binding; heme binding; oxidoreductase activity, acting on paired donors, with incorporation or reduction of molecular oxygen, reduced flavin or flavoprotein as one donor, and incorporation of one atom of oxygen. Lineage: Eukaryota; Metazoa; Chordata; Actinopteri; Scombriformes; Scombridae. Gene Ontology annotation, biological process: xenobiotic metabolic process.